Molecule: messenger RNA, 2597 nt
Organism: Leptopilina heterotoma
Lineage: Eukaryota; Metazoa; Arthropoda; Insecta; Hymenoptera; Figitidae
Product: putative ankyrin repeat protein RF_0381
Exons: 2
Coding region: 462-2321 (619 amino acids)
Molecular function (GO): protein binding
Source: RefSeq, a predicted model, not a curated record
AGGAAAGAGUUAAGAAAUUAGAGAAAGGGACUUAAAAGGGACCAUCUAUAUAAGAAAGUUUAAAAGGAAAAAGUAGAACAUAUUAUUUAACAUAUUACAAUCGCGACUUUUGCAAACAAAGCAUUCGCGUUUUCUUUGUGGUGCUUUCUAACAACUGCAACAGUCAUAAAACAAAAUUUCCUGUGCUAGUAAGUUUUAGUGACUUUUGAAUUUCUCUAAAUUCCCAAAGUUACCAGAGACGACACUAGGCGUGACGUCACAGAAUCCAUCUGGCGGACUGUGUCCCCUUUAUUUACAUUCUGUACGCCACUUUAUUCCUAUAGUAUAGUAUAUACCUACAAACAUAAAUAAAAAUAAAUAUAAAAUGUAAAGUUCUCAAAGUUAUUCUACAUUACCUUGGAUUUCCAAUAUUUAUUGACAAAAUCAUUUUACUAUCUUCUUUAAUUUAUCACUUUCAGAAAAUGGACGAUAAGAAGUCAAUUCAGUCCCAUGUUGAUGACAGUUACACUCAACAGAGGAUACCCCUUCUGGACUUUAGCGAAGACAUCAAUCUUCAAGACAGAAGAGGAGAAACUCAACUCCAUAAAGAAUUAAAGGCCGGUAUUUUUCGCGCGAAGAAAAGUAAAUACGCUUUUGAAACAACCAAGUUAUUAUUGGCAAAUGGUGCGGACAUGAAUAUUUGCGGUAGAGAGGGAACGAGUCCCCUGCAAGAGGCUUUACUUUCAGGAAUUCCGGAGGCUGUUGAAGCAUUCAUCCCCGAGGAAGAUCAACUUCUUAAUUGCUCGAAUGCAAAAAAUAUCAUAAGAUGUCGAUAUCUUAUAAAAUAUUUUCUAGAUCAAGGAAAACAUUUGAACGUUUCACAUUCAAACUAUUCGCCACUUUUACAUUUUUCAGCAUUGAAUGGUGAUAAGGAGAGUUUCAACGAGAUUUUAGAAAACAGUGAAGCGAAUCUCAACGCUUUUAACGCUAAAGGUUUGACGUUGUUGCACGUUGCAACUUUGCAUGAAAUGAACGAUAUGAUAGAGUCACUAAUCAGGUACAAAGCAGAUCCCAAUUUACAGAUUCAACUCGAUCAAGCGCAUCAGAAUUUAACCGAACGAAUCGGAGGUUUCACUCCACUUCAUUUGGCAAUUUCGAAAGGUUUUUUCGAUAUUGUCGAGACUCUGGUGAAAAACGGUGCAAACGUAAAUGCCUCAUCGCCAUACGGACCCCCUUUACAUGUAGCUUGUGAAACAUUUUAUUUCCCCGCCGUCAAUAAAGUACAUCGUGUAAAAAACGCAAAAAUAGCGAGAUUUCUCGUUCAAAAUGGUGCUCAAAUCGAGGCCAUAAAUGGCGAGAAAAAAACCCCCCUUCAAAGAGCCUGUGACAAUAAAUUUGAGGAAAUGGUCGAAGUUCUCCUCCAGGAGGGCGCAAGUUUCAAAAUGAAAUUUCAUCAAAGACGCAGUGCACUACAUUACGUUGUCGGUAUCAAUAAUUCCCGAAUAAUGAAACUCUUCCUUGAUCAAGGUCUCGAUCCGAAUGUUAAAGAUUUCCGCGAAGAAACACCUCUGAUCUACGGUUCAAAAUCAUCAGCGAAGGGAAUUUCAAUAGACAUUAUCGAACUAUUAGUUGAAUACGGCGCCGACAUUGAUGCUGGUGAUCUCAACGGUGUAACAGCCCUUCACAUUGCAGCCGGUUUUUACAAUCUUAAAAUCGUCAAAUAUUUACUAAAACUAGGUGCAAACGUCAAUAUUCGUACCAAAAACGACCUCACUCCUUUGGAUCGAAUUCUAAUUAAAUUUCGUGGUUGUAAAAUUACACGAAAAAAUACAGCAUUCAAGACACUUGAAUGUUUGUGCGCUUAUACAGCAUUAAGUGUACACAUGGGCGAGAAGAAUGUAAAUUUCAAUAUGAUCAAGGGACAAUCGGCAGUUGACGAAUUUUAUCAACAGUGCGAGGAACAAAUUGAUCUUUUAAAGAGAGACAUGAUUUGCACAAACAGUUCAAUUUCCUACUUCGAUUUACUGAACGUUCAGGUUGAGAAGUUGAUUUUAUUUCUGAGAAAUGAGGAUCUAAUGGAAGCUCUGAUAGCAAGGAAAUAUUGGGAUAUUCCCAUAUAUGGUGAUUUAUUGAAGGAUCGCAUCAAGAAGGGUAAAGUGAGGAAGAAUCUAAUUGAAAGUAACACUGUUCUUUUAAAACAAAUCACAAAACGACAGUUGCCUUAUUUUGUCAAUGACAUGAUAUUCAAUUGCCUCUCUUUGAAGGAUCUGCAAAAUUUCGACCAAGCCUUUCGUACGAAUCGAACGAGAAGUAAGGAAAGUUUACCGAAUUCACAAAAAUAGAAAAAUCUACUUUGUGAAUCUUUUUUCAAUUCUAUUGUAGAUAUAUUUUAUUUAUAUGUACAUACAUUAAAGUUUUAUAUAAAUUGAUCCAUAAUAUGAGUUUCCCCUUGCAUACAAAUUGUAUUUUGUAUUUCUGAUUUUUCAAAUUAUUUUUUUAUUCUCAAAGGUAUAAUUUUUUUGUGUUCCGUACUUUUAAAACAAUAAGAUUUGUAUAAAGUUAAUAAUGGCAUAAGUCUUCUCUUUUUACGACUGAAUAAAGUAAUUUUAAGUUUUUGA